Cloeon dipterum is the source of this 6953-nucleotide messenger RNA. It is a transcript of the gene crb, whose product is annotated as crumbs. Bases 161 to 6601 code for a protein of 2146 amino acids. Gene Ontology annotation, molecular function: calcium ion binding. The record is from RefSeq and is a predicted model, not a curated record. Lineage: Eukaryota; Metazoa; Arthropoda; Insecta; Ephemeroptera; Baetidae. The transcript has 23 exons.
GGAGAGGCAGACAGGUAGCAGGCAUUGGGCAAGAAGUCGGUGUGAAAAGUGACAGGCAGGGAAGAAGGAGCUUCGUUCCGGGCGCCGUAAGCAGAGGAAGCAAAGGAAAACAAAAGAAGAGUCGGGAUUUAUGAGAAUGUGCGGCGCCUGCUGCUGAGAUAUGGCGAGCAGGUUGCUUUUCGCCCUGAGCCUAGUGGGCCUGGCAGGGUUGGUCUUGUCGGACCAGUUUAACUCGGUGGACAGACCGAAUCGUGAGGCCUACUUCGAUGGCUCAGCGAAUAUCCAGGUGCUGCUGGAGCGGCCACUGUCCCUGCGUGGCGCACACAUUGGACUCAGCUUCAAAUCGUGCAAACCUGGGCCGCUGUUCAGGCAGGAGGCCCGAAAUGGCGUGCCCGGCCUCUCGCUUGAAUUGCUGCAGGACGGGCUGAUGCUAACCCAAGUGUCCGCCACCGGCACCAGCGUGAGCACGAGGUUGUCCUCCUCGCGGCUGCUGGACAACCGCUGGCACACGGUCGAGCUGACCGACAAGCUCGGCAACAUCACCCUCUCGUCCCCCGGAAUCGGCGAGGUCAGCGUGCCUGGCGAGCCAGAUCUCGCCGUACCGGACGACCCGACAACCGUGUGGGUUGGCGGCAGCGGCUACGAGGGGUGCAUCCUCGAAGGGCCGAGCUUGCCCUUGUCCUCCAAGGCACGCAGUAACGGUGCCGUGUGGGGCGCCUGCGACACGCAAUGUGACAGGUGCGGCGGAUGCGGGACGCACGGCCAAUGCGACCCCAACGGAGUUUGCCAGUGCCCACUGAGGUUUACCGGCGUGCACUGCGAGAUUGAUUUAGGGACGUCUUGCUUCUCAAAGAACGGAAAUCCCUGCGGCGAAGGCUCCUCGUGCUUCGACCACCACAACGGCUCCUUCAGCUGCCAAUGUCCGGCCGACCGCCUUGGACAGGUUUGCGAGUUCACCAAGUGCGACAGCCCGUGCCAAAACGGUGGCUCGUGCGCCGUCAACGCGUCCGGAGGCAUCCAAUGCCUGUGUCCGGAUGGCUUCAGAGGCGCAGAGUGCGAGGAAUUCAUCCUUCAGUGCCCGCCAGACACUUGUCUGAACGGCGGCGUCUGCGAAGAACUGCAGUUGGCUGGCUUCAGAUGUCGGUGCGAGCACACAGGGUAUGAGGGGGAUCGCUGUGAGCGAAAUGUAGACGAAUGUAGACAUAAACCUUGUCUAAAUGGUGGCACUUGCUUCGAUACAUACGGAGGCUAUCUUUGUCAGUGCAAAUCUGGAUUUGGAGGACAAAAUUGUGAACAAAAUAUUGACGAGUGCAGUUCAAAUCCUUGCAGCGAAGGAGCAACUUGCAUUGACAAGAGAGGCGGCUACGAGUGCGUGUGCGCCCCUGGCGUUGCGGGUUGCACGCCACCGUGCGCAUCGUCGCCGUGCAGGAACAACGGCUUGUGCACCGAUUUGGGCAGCUCCUUCGAGUGCAGGUGCCCACCUGGCUUUUUCGGCCUGGCGUGCGAAAUGGCUGAGUGCGAGUUCAACAAUAAAAUCUGUCUCAACCAAGGCAACUGCACCUCGCAGGGCUGUCAGUGUCCCCAACAGGUGACAGGGCCUUUCUGCGAGAUCUAUCGAGACUGCAGCUCUGAGCCUUGCCACAACGGAGCUACUUGCGAGGGAACGGCGAAUGGUUUUGAGUGUUUCUGCACAGCGGGCUUUAGCGGCCCGUUUUGCGACAACGCAGAGAACGCGUGUCUGUCAGCGCCGUGCCUGAACGAAGGCACCUGCGACUCCAGCUCUGCAUCUCCGUACAAGUGCCACUGCCUGCCUGGAUUUACAGGGGUGCAGUGCCAGAACCGAAUGGAGCUGUGCACCUGCCAAAACGGUGGCUCGUGCCUGGCUGACGGCACGUGCAGCUGCUCCGACGGCUGGAACGGCGAGCGUUGCGAGCGUGCCCUGGUGCUCAACGCUGACUGCACCUGCCAGAACGGCGCCUCGUGCAAGGAAAAGGACUCUGGUGGCUUCUACUGCGAGUGCCCCGCCGGAUUCGAGGGUCUGCAGUGCGAGAGCAAUGUUAAUGACUGCCUCGGCAGGCAGUGCGAGGAUGGAAAGGUGUGCGUCGACUUGGUCAAUGGGCACGAAUGCCGUUGCCCAGAAGGGUUCCGCGGGCCUAACUGCACCGAGGACAUGGACCACUGUGUCGACCACAGGUGUGCGAACGGGGCCACAUGUCGAGACGGCGUGACAAACUACACUUGCAUUUGUACUGAGGAGUGGACCGGCCCUUUGUGCAUGGACAACAUCGACGAGUGCAACCGCACGGCCAACCUCUGCAACAACGGCAUCUGCGUUGACCGUCUUGGCGGAUAUGACUGCUUCUGCCGGCCAGGUUUUUCUGGGACGCACUGCGACCUCGACUUUGAUGAGUGCCUUUCGCACCCAUGCAAGAACGGUGCCCUGUGCACCAACAUGGUGAACGGCUUUAACUGCACCUGCCAGCCUGGCUACACAGGCAAGGAGUGUGAGACCAACAUCGACGACUGUCUGUCCGGGCCGUGCCAAAACGGAGGCACCUGCAUCGAUGGUGUUGCUUCUGUGACCUGCGUGUGUCCCAAAGGCAUCAUCGGUCUGUUUUGCGAGAUCAACAUCGACGACUGCCAGUCCUCGCCUUGUUUGAACGGCGGCAAGUGCAUCGACGGCAUCGACUCCUACCAGUGCGACUGCGGCAAUACCGGCUUUGAAGGUGACUCGUGUGAAACUAACAUCGACGACUGCACACUUGGAAUUUGCCAGAACGGCGGAACUUGCGUGGACCUUGUAAACGGCUUCAACUGCAGGUGUCAUGGAGGCUACACAGGCAUUCACUGCGAGAUCGACAUUCGUGAGUGCGAUUCCAUGCCGUGCCAGUACAACGGAACCUGCGUCGAGCUGUCGGACCAGUCGCAGUAUCCGCCAGACGCUUCGCUCUACGGAAUUAUCCCAGAUCAGUUCACCUAUGAGAACGCUUCUGGCUUCGUGUGCAAGUGUCCUCCAGGGACGCAGGGCAUCACGUGCCAGAUCAACAUCGACGAGUGCGAGUCGUCACCCUGCCAGCAUGGUUUGUGUCAGGACCUGUUGAAUUCCUACGAGUGCAAGUGUGAUAAGGGCUACUCUGGCGUGCACUGCGAGACUGACGUCAACGAAUGCGAAUCUGAACCGUGCGUUCAAGGCACCUGCAGGGAUCUUCAGGCUGAUUAUAUGUGCGAGUGCUUCGAAGGCUACGGCGGACGCAACUGCAGUGUCCUCUUGACUGGUUGCGUUGGGGAAGAAGGCGAGGAGCAGUGCAAAAACAACGGGACGUGUCACGCGUGGCUGUCGGGCGAGACAGACCACCGCUUCAACUGCACCUGCCCCAAGGGCUUCCACGGACGGACCUGCAGCAAGGCUACCACUAUCUCAUUCAUCAACAAUUCAAGUUUGGUGCUGGUGCCUACUUAUCGCGAAGAGGGCUACGACAUCUCGUUCCGCUUCCGCACCACCCUCAGGUAUGGCCAGCUCAUUGCCGGAGUGAGCCUAAGAAGCCUUUUCUUCCUGGAGCUCGUAAAUGGCAGGCUGAACCUCAACACGGACCUGUUGAACCGCAUCGACGGCGUGUUCAUCGGGUCGGGACUUAACGACGGAGAGUGGAAGCACGUUUUCAUGUCCAUCAAUGCGAGCCACGUUGUCCUCUCUGCGCUGGACGAGCAGAGCAUUUAUCCCAUUCAGUUGGGGGAGAAUGCUACUACCAAUGUGUUCAACACGACAAGGUUGGGUGGUAUUUCGUUCCACAAGGUGAAUUUCGUGGGCUGCAUGGAGGAUGUCGUAGUGAACGGCAAAUGGGUUUUGCCGCCUGCAGUCGCUGGCAGUGCUCCUGCGGACGAAGAUCAAGGAGACGUCGCUCACGUGACACACUACAGCGUCGAGGCGGGCUGCCAACGCAUAGAACAGUGCAAGCCAAACCCUUGCGAAGCUGGUGGAACGUGUACAGAUCUCUGGAAGACUUUUUCUUGCGCCUGUCAACGACCGCGAUUAGGAAUUACUUGUCAGCAUGAAAUGACGGCGGCUACAUUUGGGCGUGAAAACACGGUAGAAGGCUUUGUGUCGGUGAACGCGAGUGAAGAGGCCAGACGAGGCCUUCGCCAGGUGGUGGCAAUUUCCAUGUUUGUGCGAACGCGGAAGCCCGACGGAGUUCUUUUCCAUCUUGGAGCCGUAGAUAGUGAUACGGUGAUUUGGGCACAACUGGAAAAGGGCGAGUUGUCAGUUCACGUGAACCUGAACAACAGCGAAAGCUACCAUGUGGGAGGCACAAGGCUGGAUGACGGCUACCUCCACCUGAUCGAGGUGGUGCGCAACCUGACGCUGGUGACCGUGCGCAUUAACAACACGGAAUACCUUCGUAAGACCUAUCCUUUCGGCGCGAACCUGAAUGCGCCCGUUCUCUACCUGGGUGGUAGACCAUCUCUGGAUGCGCCGUCCACUGAACCAGUGCGGACGGUGCGGCAGGCCGGCACGCCAGCCGCCUUAAUCGACGUCCCCUCAGGCAGUGCGAACGUACCUUUCAAAGGUAUCCUACAGGACGUGCAGCUGUCCAACGGUACCUACACCUUCGCCGUUGAGUUCUUCCCAUUGAAAGUGUCGCAGGUUCCCCCUCCGUUUGGUGAGGUUGUAUUUGAGCCCAAUUCGGUUUUGGAAGGCGUGCUGUCCGACGACAACUGCAGAGACGAACCUUGCGCCAACGGAGGAACUUGUCGGGUCACCUGGAACGACUUUGAAUGUGACUGUCAGGUCGGCUACAAGGGCAAGACCUGUCUCGAGAUGGAGUUUUGCCGGCUCAACAAUUGCCCCACUGAUACCCAGUGUAUGGACGUUGACGCAGGAUUUGAGUGUGUGUCACAGGCGACGUUCGACGGCCGCCACCCGCCUUUGCUCUUCCAACCACCAGAGCGCCCUGACCCGUGGUGGGGGCAAGGAAAAAUUGCAAUUGAUUUCCGCUCGAUGUUCACUGGCGAGCUGCUAACUUUGCGCGGCCCAGAGACAGAGGAAGGAGAGGGUGACUAUAUUGUCAUCAAAAUCACCGAUAGAUCAGCCAUCCAAAAAAUCGAGGUCACGGCACGCGUACAAGAUUGGAACUUGGCCUGGAGUGGCGAGCUCUUUGACAUUGGCAACUGGACCCACCUGGUCCUGCAAACCGACACCAUGGACAAAUUGGUGAUCAGCGCUGGCGGCUCUUCGGGCGUCAGCGAGACUCCGGUGCCGAUAGAGGAGUUCAAGCAACUGCUUCAUACCGGACACAUCGAGGUUGCCCGCGACUACAGAGGCUGUCUCGGUGCCAUCAAGGUGUCGGGGGUCCUCCUACCCUUCUUCACUCCUGAAAAGGUCACCCUGUCGGACAAGUCUCGCCACUGGAACUUGAAUUCUAGCGUCGCACCUCAGCUGAACUGUUCGCUGUGCUUCAAUGAGGAGUGUGAGAAUGGAGCCUCGUGCAAAAACGCCGAGGACUCGUACGAGUGCGCCUGCCUCGAGGGCUUCAACGGACGCACCUGCGACGUCAACAUCGACGAGUGCUCAACCAACAUGUGCAUCAACAACGCCACCUGCAUCGACGGCAUUGCCAACUACACCUGCCUCUGCCGACCUGGCUUUGAAGGAGUCAAUUGCGAAUUCGACACGAACGAAUGCGAAAGCUCGCCCUGUGAGAACAACGGCACCUGCUUCGAUGAACUGGCUGCGUUCAGGUGCGAGUGCCCUGAGGAGUUUGUGGGGGACAGAUGUGAGAGCCCACGCAAAGUCACCUGCGAGAACAAUCCCUGCUUCAACAACGCCAAAUGCAUCGACACGCCAAACGUUUUGUCUGGAGACAACUUCACUUGCGAAUGCCUGCCCGGUUUUGAGGGAUUCCACUGCAAAUCUGUCUUCUGCGAGACGACGCCGUGCAGCAACAACGCUGUCUGUGACACCGUGACCCCAAAAUGCGUCUGCCUGCCUGGGUUUGAGGGUGUAUUCUGCGAGCGGGAAAUCAACGAGUGCCAAACAGACCCUUGCCAGAACGGAGGAACAUGUCGAGACGGGCUGGCCACGUACUCGUGCACUUGCAAAUUUGGGUUCGAAGGUCCCAGCUGCCAGAACGACGUCAAUGAGUGUGAUACUCGCGGAGUCUGCGGUAACGCCGGUGAAUGCAUUAACACUAUAGGUAGCUACGAAUGCAAAUGCAAUGAUCCCAACAAGUGCGGUCCAAUGUGCUCAUUGGAUAAUCCAUGUUUCCCGACAAACCCGUGCUCAAACGGACAAUGUGAAGAAAAUUGCGACGGAGAGACGCCACUUUACACAUGCAACUGCACCACUGGAUUCACUGGAACCAACUGCGAUCAGCCAACAGAAACCUCGCCACCAGGCCCGGGAGUGGACAUCGCCCUGAUCGUGGUGCCGAUCGUGUGCGUGCUGCUGCUGAUCGCAUUCAUCGCGCUGGUCGUGUUCGUGUCGCUGGCGCGCAAGAAGCGUGCCACCCGCGGUACGUACAGCCCGUCGCAGCAGGAGUACUGCAAUCCGCGGCUCGAGCUGGACCACGUGCUGAAGCCGCCGCCCGAGGAGAGACUCAUUUGACCGGCCAAAGCCACCCUCUUAUCGAUAAGACUGCUGUGAUUCGACCCACGCCUCAGCGCCGAGCGGCCGUUGCCCCCCCCCCCAACCCGAAACCCAGAAAGAACUGUUGUUGCAGCCGUUUUUGCAACCCACAUGAACAAUAUUGCAUGCAAUUAAAGUGCCGCUCGUGAAAAAUUUACACAUUAAGACUUGACGACUCUUUUUAUCAUGUAUUGAUUAAUAUUAGUUUUUAUCGUGUAAUUAAUGUGUAUUUUGAUUGAUUAUCCAGCGAGACAAUCAUCCCUCAUGAGACGCCGUCCGAGCAACUAACAAUAAAAAUUCACUCCAUUUUUACAAAACAUGUACAUACAAA